Messenger RNA from Tarenaya hassleriana, 670 nucleotides. Its product is annotated as universal stress protein A-like protein. The transcript has 4 exons. The record is from RefSeq and is a predicted model, not a curated record. NCBI's taxonomy places the organism in Eukaryota, Viridiplantae, Streptophyta, Magnoliopsida, Brassicales, Cleomaceae. Bases 49 to 531 code for a protein of 160 amino acids.
UUCUACUUGGCUCACACAUCUUCUGUUCUUCUAAAAAGGCAAAACAAGAUGAAGAAUGUCAUGGUGGUGAUUGACGAGAGCUACUCGAGUUACGAAUUGCUCUUCUGGGUCCUCCAAAAUCUGAAAGAUUCCAUCAGAAGCUCCAAAGUUUUGAUCUUUGCAACCCAGCCCCUUGUCUCCAUCAAUCCCAGUCUAUUUGCCUCUUUCGGCUAUGCCCAGAUGUUCUUUCCAUUUUCAGCAAAUGCAGAGUUAACAUGGCUGGCGCAGAAAAAGAGCAAGACGAUUUGUCUGGGGAUAUUGGAGAGAGCCAAGAAGAUAUGCGCAGAUCACGGGAUCAAAGCGGAGACAGUUACAGAAGCUGGAGAUCCGAAGGAUGUCAUCUGCAGGAUAGCUGAAGAACACAAGAUCGAUUCACUCGUCAUCACUGACCAACACAACAGGAAUCUUGCAAGGUUUUCGUCGGGAGGUCUGAGUGGGUACUGCUCGCGUAAGGCAAAGUGCUCCGUCCUUGUUGUGAAGAGUGAGACUUGAAAAAAAGUUGUUAAUGGAUAUAUAUAUAUAUAUAUAUAUAUGUUAGAGGUGACCCUUUGGUACAAAAGUUUAUGUGUGUGUAUAUAUAUAUAUAUAUAAACAAGGAAAAUGGGUCAAUGUUAUUAUUAUCAUUGAUGGA